Messenger RNA from Humulus lupulus (European hop), 1674 nucleotides. Its product is annotated as UPF0481 protein At3g47200-like. The transcript has 2 exons. NCBI's taxonomy places the organism in Eukaryota, Viridiplantae, Streptophyta, Magnoliopsida, Rosales, Cannabaceae. The coding region runs from base 146 to 1651 and encodes 501 amino acids. The record is from RefSeq and is a predicted model, not a curated record.
UAUAUAUAUAUAUUGUUGUGUAUAAAUAUAUAUAAAUAUAAGAGGCACACCCUGCUCAAAAGCAGUAUUAUUAUUUAUUUUGUAUGAUCCUAUUAUUAUAUAGCCAAGCCAACGGUGUCUAGUUUCUCAACUUUGAGCAGAUAUUAUGGCUGAAAAUACAAAUAAUGGAGAGGAGACUCAGCCUGGUCAUAUCAUAGUAGAUAUAUGGGAAAGCUGGGAAUCUGAGUGUUCUGAUCUUAUCAUUUACAAAAUCCCCAGAAAGCUUCGUGACGUAAACAAAUCAGCUUACACUCCCCAACUUGUGUCCAUUGGUCCUUAUCACCAUGGCAGUGAGAAGCUUAGUGAAAUGGAGAGCCUCAAAUCCAAAUAUCAAAAAAGUUUUCUUAAACGCUUUGAGAACUUUGAAAACUCCAAGAAAGAAUCUGAUUGGGUAGAUUUCAUUCAUGGUUACUACAAAAGGCUUCGUAAAAGUUAUGAAGGAAAUAUCCCAGCUGAGUUAGAGAAUGAUGGCGAACUGUUCGUAAAAAUGAUUCUGAAAGAUGCUUGCUUCAUACUUGAGCUUUUUUUGAGGAGCAUUAAUUAUGGGGAAGAAGGUGUUAGGAGGGAUUGUAUCUUGAGAACUCCAUGGUUGAGGAAAGCUAUAAAGCUUGACUUGAUUUUACUUGAGAAUCAACUUCCUUUUUUUAUUGUUAAGAAAAUCUAUAAACUUGUCAAAAACUAUCUCCCUCCUGUUGUUAUUCCCAAGCCAAAAUAUACUACUGCUACUGAUCCUCGUAAAUCAUGCGGUUGUUUCUGUCUUAACACCUCUUUAACUUGCUGCCAAGUUGAAAAAUCAUCAUCAAAGCCAGACCAGAUAGCAGCUGAUAAUCAAGAAGAUGGUGGUAAUGAUCCUCUUCUAUUACUAACUCGUUUUUUCUUUGAGGAACAUUACUUGACUGAAACCUGCAGAAGGGUAAAAGUUCAGGACAUCAGAGAUAUCAAACACUUCACAGAUUUGCUUCGAAAGUUUUGGCUGCCAAGGGAGUUUAUAUCGAAGAAGAAUCCACAUCAAGACAACAUAGCAGAUAGGAAGUACCUCUACUCGGCCACAAAGCUUGAUAGAGCCGGUGUGACUUUUGAGCCUGCGCGCAAAGGAACAUGCUUAACUGAUGUGAAGAUCUCUAAGAAGAAGAUUAUUCUCAAGUUCAUACCAAUCAUAAAGGGUAUGCGGCUGAAGCUUCCCGAGCUGAAGUUAGAGAAUGACACAGAGAGUCUGCUGAGAAAUGUGAUGGCCUUGGAGCAGUGUCUGUACCCUGAUGAGGACUACAUAUGUGGCUAUGUGGCUCUCAUGGAUCAGCUCAUAAACACUGGUGAAGAUGUUGAGUUUCUUGUGGACAGGAAGAUUUUGACUAACUUGCUUGGGAGUAACAAGGAAGCAGCCAAGUUGAUCAACGGUCUUUGCAAUCAGAUUCCCCGGGAGAAGUCUUACUAUGCCACUUAUUACAAUGAACUCAAUACGUUUUAUGAGAAUCGUUGGAAUGUUACCAGAGCAACUCUGAAAAAGGUUUACUUUAAGGAUCUUUGGACUGGUAGUUCCACUGUUGUUGGACUUUUUGUGUUGCUUUUUACAGUCUCUGCAACACUGAAGAAUGUCUACUUUAGACAUCUUUAAUAAGAAUUAACAUGUUUUAGUAC